AUGAGCACAGAAAACGAUGAGAAGAGCUUGGCUCUCGGGGUCUCGAACAUGCUGUGGAGCGACAACGGCGACGACGACCUUAAGCUCACUCGCUCAUGCCCUUCAUUUCAGAGCAUAGAUGAUGGUUUCGACCCCGCGGAGGUCAAGCGGCUCACGCGCAAAGUCGACUUUCGAAUUGUCCCCAUCCUUUCGGCGAUGUACAGCAUCUCUUUGAUCGAUCGGAACAAUGUCUCUUUAGCACGGCAAGCAAACAACAUGGCUAUGCAGAACACCCUCGGCCUCGGUGUCGGCAUGCGCUUCAGCAUUAUCACGCUUGUGUUCUUCUUGACAUACAUCGUCUGUGAGCUGCCGUCGCAACUGGGUCUCAGACGUUUUGGUCCACGCUGGUGGCUGGGCACCGCAGUCCUCCUUUGGGGCAUCGUCAUGAUCACAAUGACCUUCGCGAGCUCCUGGAUCCACCUCGUUGUACAGCGCCUCCUACUCGGCAUGUUCGAGAGCUGCCUCCUUCCCGGCGCGGCAUAUCUCUUGGCUUGUUGGUAUCCUCGCCGCAACAUGGCGAGCCGCAAUGCGAUCUUCUUCACCGUGUCGUGCGUCAUGGCGGGCCUGGCGGGAAUCAUGACCUGGGGCUUCUCACAUCUCGAUGGCAAGCGCGGCCUCGCAGGUUGGCAAUGGAUCUUUCUCCUUUGUGGUGUCCUUACUAUUCUCGUGGCGAUCGCGACCUACCUUGGCAUCCAAGACUUCCCAGACCGAGCAACUUUCCUCACGAAAGAGGAACGGCACCUCAUCACGACUCGCAUUCAGCGCGACCGAGCUGAUGCGGACGCCGACAAGCUUGACAUGCACAAGGUCCUCCGUUACGUCAAGGACCCCAAAAUCUGGAUCUGGGGAUACUGCUUCUGCUGUGGGACCAUGGGCGGGUACUCACUUGCCUUCUUCCAGCCACGCAACGCCCUUUCCCAGAUCCUCAUCUGCCCGCCCCAAAUUUGGAUGAUGACUCAAACAAUCACCCUUGCCUUCAUCGCCGACAGGACUAAGUGGAGAUCCCAAGUCGUCAUCUUCAACGCCCUCGUCAUGAUCACCGGCACGAUGGUAUACUCGCAAUUACCGAAGAGUCAGAAGGGAGCCAGAUACUUUGGUGUCUUUGCGAACAUCAGAGCGCAGAGCAAGCGCGCAUUCACCUCCGCCGUCGUGAUUGCAUUCGGCGGCAUAGGUGGUAUCAUUGCCGCCGUUGCGUUCAAGGAAUCUGAGGCGACCAGGGGCUACCCCACGGGCAUCUGGCUCACUGUAGCAAUGAACGGUGUCAUGGUCUUCGCCGCGGCCGGCCUGAAGCUGUACAUGGUCCAGGCAAAUCGUCGCGCCAACCGAGGCUUGACGGUACUUGAAGGUCACGAGGGAUUCCGCUACCAGUAA
Molecule: messenger RNA, 1410 nt
Organism: Trichosporon asahii var. asahii CBS 2479
Lineage: Eukaryota; Fungi; Basidiomycota; Tremellomycetes; Trichosporonales; Trichosporonaceae
Exons: 3
Coding region: 1-1410 (469 amino acids)
Biological process (GO): transmembrane transport
Cellular component (GO): membrane
Molecular function (GO): transmembrane transporter activity
Source: RefSeq, a predicted model, not a curated record